UUCAGCGCCUUGUCUCGGAAGAACUUCUCCGUGCUCCAGAAAAUAAUAUAUGUUAUAAAACCAGCAAAGCGCGCGAAUAUUUGACAGACUCACAAUGUCGAAAAGAAAGGGAUUGAGUGUGGAGGAAAAGCGUCAAGGAAUGAUGGAAUUUUUCUUUGAAAAGAAGGACUUUUUCCAGCUGAAGGAGCUGGAGAGGAUGUGCCAGAAGGAGAAGGGAAUCACAUCAAUGUCCGUGAAGGAGAUUCUGACGAGCCUCAUUGACGACGGAAUGGUCGACACCGACAAGAUAGGCACCUCCGUAUACUUCUGGGCCUUCCCAAGCAAGGCCAGCCAGAAUCGUCGCCGUAAGAUCGAUGACUUGAGUGUCAAGGUCAGCGAGGCAGAGACCAGGUGCUCAUCUCUGAGAGACGCCGUGGCACAGGCCCGUGUUGGCAAGGAACAGACGGAUGACCGGACAGAGCUGCUUACCCAGCUGAGCGAUGCUCAGUCAGAGAAGUCACGCCUGGAGAAGGAGUUAGAGCGUUACCGGGAGUGUGACCCCGAGGUCAUUGCAGAGGUCAAACAGCAGACGCAGGUCGCAAAGGAGGCAGCCAAUCGAUGGACAGAUAAUAUCUUCUCGACCAAGUCAUGGAUCAAGAACAAGUUCAGUUUUGAGGAGGCUGUAAUCAACAAACAAUUUGAGAUCCCAGAAGAUUUAGACUAUAUGGAAUGAACUAGAAUUAUUUCAAACCAAUAGGUUUUAAACUAAAUUCAGUUAGAGCCUCGUUUUUGGAAAACUGGGCUUAAGUGUUGUCCCAGAUUUGGCUGUGCAGUCCCCUUUUAUGGAUUUUUUUAUAUAAAAAAUUCAUGUUGUAAUGAAAUUCCAGUUUAGAUGGAAAGUGUAGUUCCUGAUAAGACUUUGCACGAGCUAAUCUGGGACGACACUUUACGCACAUACAUUAAGCCCUGUUUUCCCAGAGCACAAUUCAUUUUAUUCAAAUCAGUGAAAUAACAUACGAUAAUGUGCUUUAAGCAUUAUUGCUUUCUGAUCUAUGUUUUAUUAAAAAAGUCAAGUUGGUUGUUACUUUUGUCAUGGUGGAUUAUAUUAUGUGAAGAAUGGUAAGUGGACUCUUCAUUCAAGAGUUGCCAUCAUGAACUAGAUCACAAACUUCAUUAGUCACAUAUCUAAUAAACAAGUUCAUAGUACUUUGGUUACAUUUGGUCUCAAAACUAAUCUCAUUAUAUACACGUAUACAACCAAACAUAUUUCACUGUACAAAUUCACCGGUAAAACUGCGGCCGAUGCAAACAGUUUUGAUAAGUAAAUUUUUUUUAAUGUUUGGUCCUUGUUGAAGGUUAUGAAAAAAUGCUGUUAUAGCCAUUAUUAAGCAACCAUCACAUUUAUGGAUAUCGUUUUGUUUUGUUAUAAAUGUUAUAUAGAAUGCUUGUUAGCGAUGUAACUCUUUUAACCUGAGCUUGCAAAGCAAGUUGUAAAUACAUUCUUAUAAAAUGUA
Messenger RNA from Dreissena polymorpha, 1493 nucleotides. RefSeq names its product meiotic nuclear division protein 1 homolog. NCBI's taxonomy places the organism in Eukaryota, Metazoa, Mollusca, Bivalvia, Myida, Dreissenidae. The transcript has 6 exons. Gene Ontology annotation, molecular function: double-stranded DNA binding. The coding region runs from base 95 to 712 and encodes 205 amino acids. Gene Ontology annotation, biological process: reciprocal meiotic recombination. Gene Ontology annotation, cellular component: nucleus. The record is from RefSeq and is a predicted model, not a curated record.